UGAAGGGCUGCCGCGUGGAAAAAGCUUCGGCUGCGUGAAAAUCACGAGUGUGCGGGGAUCGGGUUGUGAAGGGCUGCGCUCCUUGAAGCCUUCGUUUAGGAACGAGGGACGAUGCUGUGUGAGGCAGAGGCGCGUUCGACACUUGCAGAUCCGGUCCCCAUGGCUUAUCUCAGUGUGGAUGCUCAAGGGAGCAGUGAGGUGUCGCUGGAUGAUAUCACCAUCAGCUCCUCAGCUAGAGCUGUUGAGGUCUGCAGCAUGGAGCCAGCUGAAGAUGCUAAGACAGAGAGAUCUCAGGUGAACAAGAUUGGCUUAACAUCCCCUUUACCUCCUGCCUCCAGCAUGUGGACAACAGAACGAGAUGGAGAAGUGAAACUGAGGAUGGAUGAGGAGGGCGUAGGCAGCAGGACACCGAAGACUGUUCAUGACCUGUUCCAAGAAGCUGUUAGCAAAUACAGUGAUUAUCAUGCUCUUGCAUUCAAGAAGAAUGGCCAGUGGGUAAAGCUGACGUACAAGAUGUACUAUGACAAGUGCUGGAAAGCAGCCAAAAGCUUUCUGAAGCUGGGACUGGAGCGUUUCCAUGGAGUGUGCAUCUUGGGAUUUAAUUCCCCAGAGUGGUUCAUUGCUGACGUUGGAGCCAUCUUUGCAGGUGGACUUGCUGUCGGAAUCUACACUACCAACUCUCCUGAAGCCUGUCAUUAUGUGGCAGAGAACUGUAGUGCCAACAUUCUGGUUGUGGAAAACCACACACAGCUGCAGAAAAUCUUACAAAUUGAGCAUAAACUACCUCACCUGAAAGCUAUCAUCCAGUAUGGAGAAGAGAUAAAAGAGAAGAGACCAAAUCUGUAUUCUUGGAAGGAGUUUUUGGACCUUGGUGAAGAUGUUCCAGAUUCCCAGCUCCGUGAAAUCAUUGACUCACAGAAGCCUAACCAGUGCUGUACCUUAAUUUAUACCUCAGGGACAACCGGGCAGCCAAAGGGAGUAAUGCUCAGUCACGACAACCUGACGUGGACACCGAUAGCAGCUGGCCAUUCCUUAAUGCUGUUGGAAGCUACUGAAAAGCAAGAGCUGGUGGUCAGCUAUCUGCCCCUCAGUCAUGUUGCUGCACAGAUUCUGGAUAUUUGGCUAUCGAUAACAUUUGGAGGACAGGUUUUCUUUGCUCAGCCAGAUGCUUUAAAGGGCACCCUGGUAGACACCCUGCGUGAGGUGAGGCCGACUGCCUUCUUAGGAGUUCCUCGUGUCUGGGAAAAAAUAGAGGAAAAAAUGAAAUCAAUCGGUGCGAAAUCAUCGACGCUGCGAAGAAAAGUGGCAUCGUGGGCCAAGGGGGUCGGGCUGCAGACAAACCUGAAAUGGAUGAAUGGGUAUUCUGAGGUCCCGGUGAACUUCCGCCUGGCCAGGCAGUUGGUGUACAAGAAGGUUCGGAAGGCCAUCGGCCUGGAUCGGUGCACCAGGUGCUUCACAGGAGCUGCUCCCAUUAGCAGAGAGACUCUGGAGUUUUUCUUAAGUCUGAACAUCCCUGUGUUUGAGCUGUAUGGCAUGAGUGAGAGCUCAGGGCCUCACACGGUCUCCAUAGCUCAAGCGUUCAGGCUUACCAGCUGUGGGAAGGAAAUGGCAGGCUGUCGGACUCUGAUCCAUAAACCAGAUGCAGACGGCAUUGGGGAGAUCUGCUUUGCAGGAAGGCACAUCUUUAUGGGCUAUUUGAACAUGGAGGAGAAAACCAAAGAGGCAAUUGAUGAAGAUGGCUGGCUGCAUUCAGGAGAUCUUGGCAAGUGUGAUAAAGAUGGAUUCAUUUACAUCACUGGCAGAAUUAAAGAGCUCAUCAUCACGGCAGGAGGUGAGAACGUUCCUCCUGUUCCAAUUGAGGAUGCUGUAAAAGAGGCCUGUCCCAUCAUUAGCAACGCCAUGUUGGUUGGAGACAAAGCAAAAUUCCUUGCCAUGCUUCUGACGCUCAAGUGCACUGUAAAUAUGGAAAGUGGGGAGCCGGGAGAUGAGCUCACUGCAGAAGCUGUUGAAUAUUGUCAAAAACUGGGCAGCAAGGCUACUAAAGCCUCUGAAAUCAUAAGCAGCAAAGACAAGGCCGUCUAUGCAGCCAUCCAGGCAGCAGUUUCAGAAGUCAACAAGAGAGCUGUCUCAAAUGCCCAGAAAAUCCAGAAGUGGAUCAUUCUGGAGAAGGACUUUUCUGUCGGUGGUGGAGAGCUGGGCCCAACAAUGAAACUGAAGAGACCGGCAGUGGCACAGAAAUACAAAGAGCUGAUUGACGAGUUCUAUGUGGAUGCAAACACACCGACGGCGUCGGAGAACGCGCUGCGGCAGUGAGGGGGCGCGGUAGGAAACUUCCCCUGGUGCACAGCAUUCUGUCAGCCUGGGCUCCCUGCAACCGAUUCAGAGGGUUCUGCAGAAAUAAAUGACACUCAGCAACCACGCAGCCUUCCUGAGGUGCUUAGCCGUACAUCUAUGGGCCCUAUGACUGCAGGGUGCUCACACCCCGUUUUCCUGUGUCUCUUCACAUGCAGAGAGGUUGCUGUGUGUCCCUGAUUUGUAUUUUUCCUUUUUCUUUUUUUUAUAAGGGCAAUGCAUUUACCGUGUUAAUUCACAGUGUAUGGUGUGUCUUUACCAAAGUUUUCUUUUCCCAUGCUCAAUGUAAAACAACCAGGAUCUGCCCUUUUCCUGCUGUGUAGGGAAGGCAGAGCUCCUUUUAGAGCAGUCUGUUUUGUUUUCCUCGAUGCAUGUUCAAUUGCAUGCUGAUGACAUGGGAGUUAUUUUGUAUGGCUUUAUCCACAACCCAUCAUCUGUUAAGUGAGGCCAAUGCUGUGGGACUGCACACCCUGGCAAGUCUGCGUGGAACCUGGAGUUCACCAGGUGGGUUUGUGCAAUACUUGGAGUCUGUUUCAGCUUCCUGAGUCACAAUGAAACCAUAAAUUAUAUUGUUUAAGUAGCAUACAUGGACUAGAUUGUUUUAAAAGGCUGUGUUCAUGUGUGUAACCUCUGCCUGCAGUCUUACAAUCAUAGAAACGUUUAGGUGGCACUCUGGAGCUGUGGGGCUGUUGGCUGAUGUACAGAGAAGUUUAGAGGAGACAGCACAGGGAACAGCAGCUCCUGAGCUCCUCGGUGGUUCUGUGAGGCUCGUUCCUGUCUGUCCCUGCCUGGAGGGCCUUCAGAUCCCCUCAGCAAAUGAAGGACUGUUUGUAAAAUGGCUUUUUUUUCAAACUAGAAAUGUUUGAUCUGAAAAGAGAGCAGAAGAAGUUGUGUGCUGGUCCUGACUCUUGUUUUUCCCUGGACAAAACAGGAGCACCCAGAGCUGUUGGGUGCUUUGAGUGGAAAUGGCAGACAGGGAAAAAGCAACGACCCCUUUAAAUAAUGCAGAGCUCCAGCAAGCCCCUGCCUGCACGUUGUUGGUUCUGUGCCUCUGUCAAAUCCUGCAGGGGUCAGGGAGCGUUUGCAGUCCUCAGAACCAGGAACCUUGGGGGGGUUAAAGAUUGUAUUUAAUUGUAUUUAAUUUGGGCUCAGCACCACAGCAAACAGCUCAGUGAGGUGCCCACAGUGCCUGCAUGGAGUGUGGUUCUGCAUCAUGGGAACAGCUGCUCUUCUUGUGCAACCAUUUCUCAGCUGUGUGAGUUGGAAGUGUCUCAACUUUCAGAGCAAUGCCUAAUAAAUGCCCUGUGCUUUGUGUCUUCA
Messenger RNA from Lagopus leucura (white-tailed ptarmigan), 3672 nucleotides. It is a transcript of the gene ACSBG2, whose product is annotated as acyl-CoA synthetase bubblegum family member 2. Lineage: Eukaryota; Metazoa; Chordata; Aves; Galliformes; Phasianidae. The coding region runs from base 112 to 2313 and encodes 733 amino acids. The record is from RefSeq and is a predicted model, not a curated record. Gene Ontology annotation, molecular function: long-chain fatty acid-CoA ligase activity. Gene Ontology annotation, cellular component: membrane; endoplasmic reticulum. The transcript has 15 exons.